This is a messenger RNA of Phaedon cochleariae (mustard beetle), 1971 nucleotides long. The record is from the annotation of a GenBank genome assembly. NCBI's taxonomy places the organism in Eukaryota, Metazoa, Arthropoda, Insecta, Coleoptera, Chrysomelidae.
AUGAACAAAAUACACACUGCUAUACUGGCACUGGUUUUGAGUAUAUUUCUGAUUCAAGCAGCUGAUUUCCCUUUCGAAAGCACCGAAGGAAAAUUUAUCAAAUUUUACCCAGUACGGGCUAGUCUAAAAUCAACUGUCGGUCCACCCUCAGUGAGUAUAUCCGGAGAUCACCAAAAAAACGAACCAGGUUCAGAUAUUGAGACUCAGAAGAUUACAGACAGGCAAUUCAUCAGUACUGAUUUACAACCACCACCUCUGACUGGACCACAAUUUUUAGACGACGAUACCAGUAGCUUACAAAAUCAAGGAUUCCCAAAUUCAUUCUCAUUUUCCAGGCCAGAUUUCACGAAACAAGUGCAACAAAACCUCAAUAGUGCUUCCAAUUCUUUGAUACCAUUGAACGAUGCAAUAUAUAGUACCUUACCAGUUUAUCCACCAAUACAACUACCUCCUUCGGAUCAACAAGGGAAUACAGAUGAAUCUCAAAACGCGGACACCAUUGGAUCAUUCUCAGAUUACUCAUUACUUUCACAUACAGGUCAAAAUUCCGACGAUCAUCAAAAAACCAAGAGCAGUUAUGAAACGGACGAGAGCUUGACUAGAUUACACAAGUACUUGAAACAAAUUAACUAUGAUUCACGAAAUGUUAACCCAGAAAUCAGGAAUCCUGAUAAACCUGAUGCAAUUAACGAGUAUUCAAACGAAGGAAAGUCAUUGUACGAGGAAUUGCUAGAAAAAGAUUUCGUAAAGCCUCUACUCAAACUGUACGAGAAGGAAAUACAUUCGGAACCCGAUUAUAUAAUACAAAAUGAUACUCAUCCAAUCAGAAUAUCUAAAGAAGAUUAUGUCGAUAACUUCAGAAUAUUGUCUAAAGAGGAACUGGAUAUGUUAAUGCAUGAGAAUAAAAACUUUCUGUUGAUUAACACUGACAAAGAUGAGUCACAAAUUAUUGAACAGAAAGAUACCGAAUCGAAGACUAAAGAAUCGAAAACAGUUGUACCCAAAAAUGUUGAAGGAAAAAACGAUGAAAUGAAAGACGUUACUAAGAAAAAGGAUGCCCAACAGAGGAAUAAAUUAACGAAAUUGAAGAUGUUGAAAAUUGCUAAUACUAUAUUCAAUGACAAACCAGUGCGAAGAGAUGAUAAUACCCUCGCAGAAAAUAGUGAUGCAGAACAUAUUGGAGAGAUCCUUCCCGUAGAUUUCACACGAAAUACAAAUCAUCAGGAAGCAUUGCUUCAACUAGGGUCAAGAAAACAAAAAUAUUUGCGAUUCGAUAACGUACCUUUCCUCUCAGAACGGUCCGAGAUUGCUAGGUACCCUGUGAUUUUUCCAGGACAAGGAUACCAUCCGGAGUUCCAACCAUCAGCACCAUCCCCUGCCUUACUUGAUCCCACAGAGUAUCAGUAUCAAGCGGAUAAUGUGAACAGAUUGAAAAAUUACGAAGAUGACAUUGCGGGUGAACAGUUAUAUACGCGAUCGCCGAGAUUGAGUGCGUCUUCUGACGUCUUUAGAGCGUCUGGACGAUUCCGGAGUGUAAGAGAACCGUUCUCUGAAGGGUUUCAACCCUAUUUUGACCCUUCUGCGCGAUUUCAAACCACGUGGUCUUCUAGGAGGCCACGAGUUAUAUUUCCUUCCGAUCAAGUGGCCUUUAAGGACCCUGUGCAAAAUCAGGAACAGGAACCAGAAUGGCUUGCAGGAGAUAACGUCUUGCAAGAUUUGCAGGAGCAGGAUGUCCGAGAUAGAGGGUACCAAGAGGUCUGCGCCCCCGGAGCCACAUGCGAAUUCUUCCUGUCCUGUUGGCUGUCCGGAGGGCUGCUCGACCAAUCCUGCGAUGGUCUGCUCAGAGGAUGCUGUUUCAGGGGAAGGGUUGCGAAAGCCGGUCAAAGCGGGUUACAUGCGAUAGGAACGCUCGAAGCACCUUCGGAGACCGGAAAGAGUCAUACCGGACUUUUAGAUUCUGAUCGUAAGUGA